Molecule: messenger RNA, 846 nt
Organism: Saprolegnia diclina VS20
Lineage: Eukaryota; Oomycota; Saprolegniomycetes; Saprolegniales; Saprolegniaceae
Exons: 5
Coding region: 1-846 (281 amino acids)
Source: RefSeq, a predicted model, not a curated record
AUGAGCUCGACGGACAGCGACGAAGACGUACCUCUCUCCAAGCUCCGCGAGCAGCCGGCCAAGCCGAGCAUGAAGCGGCAGAUCGUCGACGACGAUGACACGGACUCGGACGAGGACAAGCCGCUCAUGACGAUGAAGAAGGUCAAGAAGAGCAGUAGCAGCAGCGAGGACGACGACCAGCCGAUUUCUGCCUUCAAGAAGAAGCCCAGCGCCAAGAGCGAGCCCAAGGUCAAGGCCGAGCCCAAGGUCAAGGCCGAGCCCAAGGUCAAGAAGGAAGCGGCGAAUGGCUCCAAGAAGGUCAAGAAGGAGGCCGACGUCAAGAUCGAGAAGCGAACGUUGGCGCCUUCGACCAAGUCGACGCGCAAGGUCGCGCACAUUGCGUUCAAGCAGCAAGAAUGCUCCGAAGCCCUCUACGACACACUCAAGGGACGGCUCGUCCAAGAGCUUCUCUGCAGGUGGUGGUAUGCGCUCGAUUGGCCGCCAAAAGACAUCAACUACGAAGAGACGGCCGACUUGCAGCCGUUGGACGGCUUUACGGGCGCGUUCAUUAGCGUCAAGGGCGACAACAUGGGCUCGAUCGUCGACAAGCGCAACAGCGGCGGGAAGCCAACGUUCAUGACGUUCUUUGCGAUGCCGGCCAAGGAAGUCCAGGAGCUGCUCGUCGUGGCGUACAAGAACCAAAUGCAAGUGCUCGAGCGCCACGAAGGCGCCGACUGCCCCCUUCUCAAGGACCUCAAGACGUCCCUCCUCAGUGCGCAAAAGAUCGACUGCGACAAGGCCGAGAAGGGCGGGCUCAAGGUGCUCAAGUCCUUCACCGAGGUCGCCAAGCGGUUACGGGAUCUGUAA